AUGCCGCCUACCAAGCAGCAUCGAGCACGCCGUCAGACCGCACCAUCUGGUCCCCCGCGGAAGCCAACCGCCAACGAAACCCGAUCAACACUCGAGCCACCAACAGAACACCCAGACACUGCCCUGGAUUCGAGCAUCCCUAAGUGGGAAAAUGAACUCGAGUUCUCCGAAUGGUUCAAUGGCGUGAAGGAUGACCUGAUCGAGGAGAGCUACGACCAAUACCAAAACUGCUUGGACGACCUGCAACAAUCGCGUGAGCAUAUUGAUGACAUCUUGGCGAACACCUUGACCCUACUCGACUCUCUUUCACAUCUGUCUAAAGAGUUCAAUUCCGUCGAGUCGCAAACCUCCAAUUUCGAGAAGCAGUGCGAGGGUCUCCUGGCUGCCCAGGAACGGGAUACAAAGCUUGCGAAUGGCAUACAGACCAAUCUCCACUACUACGAGUUCCUGGAUCCUGCCUCACGGCGACUCAAUGCCCCGGGUGCCGGAAAUACGGUUCGUGAUGAGGAGUUCUCCGACAUGCUUCGACGACUCGACGUCUGUUUGGACUACAUGGAAACGCAUCCCGAGCAAAAGGAGGCGGAAGUUUAUCGAUCCAGAUACCGGUUACUGUUGACCCGUGCCCUCACGCUGAUUCGAGGCAAUUUCGUGUCGUCUCUUCGGGAUAUCUAUCAAAGCGUUUCAAAGAAGAUAUCAGAUCAGUCAUUGAAUGACACAGCUCUGUCCGCCCUUCUCUAUGCCAAGUUUAGGGUUGGGGCUCCAGAGCUGAAACAAAUUGGGGUGGAAAUUCAAAAAAGAGCCGUCCCACCAUUGAAUUCAGAACAGAACAACGAGGCAGAAUACCAGAGCUUGAUGAAUGAAUUGCACAGCAAUUACGCCGCGACGCGCGUACGACUCAUCGUACCGCUGGCUCGCAAGAAACUCAGUGAAAUCACGCGGACCCCAAGUUCAUCCAAGGAUUUGGUCGCGUUUGCUCGGGCGAGUAUCAGCUACAUUCGUGGGCUAUGCUUGGACGAAUACGACUUGUGGGGUGAAUGGUUCCAUGGUCAGGUAGGAUUGUAUGAUUUCCUUGAGACCAUUUGUGAGCCACUCUAUGACCACCUUCGUCCUCGAAUCAUCCACGAGACCGAUAUUCGCAAUCUUUGUCAACUCUGCACUCUCUUACAGACUCGGUACUUCCUGGAUCCCGAAGAAGAGCCAGAGCAAACUGAUGCGAAUCAACUCGACUUUUCCAUUCUGAUCCAGCCGGCUUUACAAGAUGUUCAGACUCGCCUAGUCUUCCGGGCUCAGGCGGUGCUUCGGGACGAAAUCGAGAGAUACAAACCCCGCCCAGAAGAUGUGGAUUAUCCCAUGCAUAAAAGAUACAUCUGCGGACACAAUGAUCGACAUGACCAAGCCUACCCAAGGGGGGAUGAAACUACCGUUGCCACAGAGCAGGAUGGGAAGUGGGAUUUCGAGACUCAGACUGCACUUAAGGGGUGGUAUCCGACCUUGCGAAAGGCGAUCUGGCUCCUCAGUCGGAUCUACCGUCUAGUAAAUUCCACUGUCUUUGAUGAUCUUGCUCAUCAAAUCGUCCAUCAAACUACUCUUUCCCUUCAUAGCGCCAGCACGAUUAUCUCCAGCAAAUCUACUGGUGCAGAUGGCCAGCUCUUCCUUAUGAGCCAUCUUCUCAUCCUGAAGCAGCAAAUCGUCGCCUUCGAUAUCGAGUACGUGGCCCCGGAGGUGUCAUUUGAUUUCUCGGGCGUAACAAGCACAUUCUGGGAACUCCGCGAGCGGGGCGGUCUCUUCAACCCGCGCAAUCUGAUGCGUCUUGUCGGCCAUGGCCUUCUUCCGCGCGUGGUUGAAAAUAUGCUUGACGCCAAAGUCGAACUAGACGGCCGUCUUCGAACGGUUAUCAACGACUUUAUCAAUGCCUUCGCCUCUCGCAUGACAGCUUCACUACCCACAAAGUUUAUCGAUACCCGUAACUUGCAGUACGGAGAACUCGUUCAUCCCUCCUGUCGCACAAUCGAGAAGGAAGUCCCGGCUCUACGCAAGAUCCUUAACGAGUACAUCGACGAUACUAGGAUGAAGGAAACCCUUGUUGGAGCGGUGCAGGAUCGCACAAUCCAGAUAUAUGAGGACUUCUUCGACAAGUACACGUCAUCCGAGAAAGGAAGGGGUCAUGCCGUCAAUAAGAUUGGCAAGGGUGGGGACGAUGCCGUGUGGGAUGUUGAAACUUUCGCAGUGUGGUGCGAGGGGAUAUUCCGAGUCGGCGUCGCGGGUCUGCAAUCUGAGCAGGUAGACGACCUUGCUGAGGAUGACGACGAUGUACUGAGCACGCGCUCUUAG
Messenger RNA from Penicillium subrubescens, 2331 nucleotides. Its product is annotated as Golgi transport complex subunit COG3. Gene Ontology annotation, cellular component: membrane; COG complex; cis-Golgi network. Gene Ontology annotation, biological process: cytoplasm to vacuole targeting by the Cvt pathway; intra-Golgi vesicle-mediated transport; Golgi organization. The transcript has 5 exons. The record is from RefSeq and is a predicted model, not a curated record. Bases 1 to 2331 code for a protein of 776 amino acids. NCBI's taxonomy places the organism in Eukaryota, Fungi, Ascomycota, Eurotiomycetes, Eurotiales, Aspergillaceae.